CAGGAUUCUUAUGAUCGACUUUUUUAACUAUCAGAGAUUAAAAUCAGUUACAUUGCUAAUCUUCACGCGCUUGGAUCUAAUUAUGCGCUCCAAUGUAGUGUGUGUGAGGUUAUCGGUUCUCUAGUGAUGUCGACCUAUGUAGACAUCUCUACUGUGUUCAAUUUCGACCACAGAGGUCAAUAUGUUGAAAUUUCCCCCGAUAGAACGAAAGCUCGUCGUCAAAUAGGUUUUUGUGAUGGGGUAGUUAUUUCUCAAAGCUUCAUCCGACCAGGCGAAGUGGUAGCUGUCGAAAUUACAGAAACACAGCGAGGUUGGACUGGGGAUUUGAGAGUCGGAUUCACUUUACUACCGGAUAACUUGCUCUUGCCUCUUCCCAGGUUUGCCCUACCUGCUUUGGUUUCUCCAGGUAGAAGUUGGAUUGUACCGGUUGGAACUGCUGUGGCCCUUCUCUUGUCGCAUCAUCAUCAAACUUACUGGAAACGACAGCAAUUAAAAUCUGGUCGUCAUUUGAGUAAAACCAAUAACAAUCCACCCACGUCGUUUGAUUCUGUCAAUAUGUUUUGCGAAAGACAAGUAGAUGUGCCCAGUAUGAACUCAAUCAGUGGUUCUAUCAAUAGUCCAAAUGUUCUGGUAACUAAUUCUCAUAUGGAUAAACAACCUACACAUCUACAAGUUACUUCUCCCUUCUUUUGUGUCUGUUGUCUCCAUACAAAGCGUGGUCGAGUACCACUGAGCCAACUAGUACCAAAUGAGCUAGAACUUGCGCGACCUCCUGAUGUCGAAAAAGGUAGUGUUAUAGCCAUCUACUAUGAACUGGAGCCACUACCUACAGAUGAUUCAUAUGAACAAUGUACAAGUCUUCCGAUAGAUGGAACUAUGAACAUACUUAAUGAUAUUAGCAAUAUUCCGUCUAUAAUACCAGAUGAGAAUGUACAGAACCUUUUGAGGUAUACUUUGAACUCUACCGAAAGUGAAGAGGAUUCAGAUACGGAAAAACUGCUUUUUCUUUUUCGGUUUCAUAUUGUUAUUAAUGGCAUCGACAUGAUUGCAAUAGCAGAAACAGUGGCUAUUUCACCAUCUGAUUUUGAAAAGAAUCUAAUCAGUGUGGACUCCUCAUUUUCACCUGUCAAUGGAGAUGCAAGCAGUAUCAAUUAUAGUGUGACUAACAGUACUAGUGAAACUCCUGAAUCAUUGCCAACUUCUGAUCUUCAUUCUUCCGAUAGUAUCCCUUCUUCCACACCGCGUAUGCGGGCUGUUUUUGAUGUUUAUGGUCAAACUAAAGCAAUUCAAUUGCGGUCGUUACAACAGUAGAAUAAAAAGGUGAAGCAUAGCUAUACAAUCUGUGAUUUUUUAAAAAUAGACUUUGUACAUUUUACUUCAGUAUUAUAAUAUAAAUUAUUUCAGAAAUUUGAUCCCAGGUAUAGAAGUUAAGAAAGUCAUCAAUAAUUGUAGGUUACUAAGCCCGUAAAUAAGUGUAUCAGAUAAUAAAUAUCAGGUGUAACAGUUAUAUUUCCUGUAUUAGUUGUCUAUUUUCCAGUCUACGAAGUACUUGCAAGAAACCAAUUCUAAAAUUAAUCACUAUUGGUAACUUCAUUAUUCGUAAACUCACCUCUAUUUCAGACUACGAUUGUGUUACAGGCUAUAAGUCGUUACACUUUCACUUUAUAUUUUUCCAUAGGAAGGAUUUUUAGUAUUAAGAAAAGUCUUCAGAUUCUACAUAGAGAGAGUGGCGUCGUAAUGUUUGAUGCUUCCGAGUUACUUACCAUAUCUUCGUCAUAUACUGUUGGAAGGGAUGGUAUGUCAUAAGUUAAAUUAACAGUAUUAUAUGGGAAACUAGGUCCUCUAAUCUUCAUUUAAUGUAAACUCUAUUUUAUAUGGGGGUCAUGAACUGAAUUCUUAUGUUUUCAGGUUUUAAAAUUCAUGUUUGGUCUAUUGCUUGAUAUGAAUGCCCAUAUUUCAAGUUGCGAAACGUACCGUUGAAUAUUCAAUGUUGAACUAGGUCUUCUUAAUAAUCAUAUCUUAUACAGUUAUAUUUUAACGAAACGAUGUGGAGUAAUGUUGAUGGAUCCCAUUUAAGAGUUUCUCACACGUACAAUCUGUUAGUCGCGACGUAGAACUCGGUACGUAUGUACAUCGGCUCAAAUCGCCAUACUCCAUUAGCACAGAGAGAUGAAAUUGUCAGGCCGAAUUCCAGUAUAGUGGAGGUAGUAAAUGUAUCAGUGGUAAUAAAAAAGAUUAGGCAUCAAAUAUACAAUUGAAGAAAAUAUAAACUAGUGGAACAGAAGAAAUAUUCUGAGGAAUUUAGGAUCUCAGAACUUGGGGGAUGACAAAGAAUGGGUUCAUUUGCGUCAUUUCAAAUGAUUUUAAAGUAGAUUAUUUCAACCAGACCUUAAAUAAUAAGUUUUAAAUUCUGGUUUUCUUCUUUCUGUACACGUUGUUAAUAAAAUUGAUAGUUUUUAUUCUUAUCAGUAUAAUAGAUUCCUCAUUUUUUGUAUGAUUAUUUUAUAUUAACUUUACAGAAUUCAAUUGCACAAUUAAGCCGUUUAUGCUCGUGUGCUAUUCUACAUCAUAUAUUUUAUAUAUUUCAUUCCAAUCGUUUUCUAAACACUGAAACAUCUAAUUUUGAUUCAGAUAAUUCAUUUAAUAUAUGCUCCAAAUCUAGUAGAAUGCGUAAUUCACCACAAAUGAUUGUUCCAAAUAUGAUGAAAAAUAAUAGGUUUCGGAAAUUAUUUAUUAUGUUAGAUAAACUUCCACUACCUAGAGUUGAGCGACGUCGUUUACAACGUGAUGCUUUUGCUGUAUUAGCUCGAGGAAUUGCUGAUUAACUACGAAUUGUACCCAAGAAGUAUUUCUUAUAUUGUGUAUAUUACAGAAAAGAAAAAAAAGUCACCAAGUGUCUUUCACCAUUAUUAUUUACUUGUCUUAGAUCCGAUCUCCAGUUUUAGCUAUUAUUUUGUAGUGCGCGUUUGUGCUCAUUAGAGGGAGUAAAGCUGUUCCAUGGCGAAGGUGAACAAUAAAAGAGAUUCCAUACAGACUAUUCAAUCUACAUUUCAUUAUAUUUUAAUGUGUUGUUUAUUGCUUCAUUUAUUUAUUUACUUAUUGAAAUCAGAUUUGAAAGGACAUUACCCAUUCGCUUAGUGUUUUAUUUUGCUUGUACACAUUUUUAUUUACUUCGUAUUGUAUACAGAAUAAUUCUGAGUGGUUAAUGGAAACUGUUGAAAAUUCCAAUUUCAAUAUAAAAACUUUUGAAAAAUAGUGUGAUUUUGUUAUCUAGUGUGCUUGUGUAUGCCUGUAUUACUAUAUCUAUUAAACUGAUCAAACUACAUUUGCAAAUAUUACUCAUCAGUGAUUGAUAUUGAUCUAAACAAGUUAUUUUUCUAAAUAAGAAGUUAUACAAAUUGUGUUAUAGAAGUAAUACACAUAUUAGUGAAGUCUAA
Molecule: messenger RNA, 3437 nt
Organism: Schistosoma bovis
Lineage: Eukaryota; Metazoa; Platyhelminthes; Trematoda; Strigeidida; Schistosomatidae
Source: the annotation of a GenBank genome assembly